Molecule: messenger RNA, 1014 nt
Organism: Rotaria sp. Silwood1
Lineage: Eukaryota; Metazoa; Rotifera; Eurotatoria; Philodinida; Philodinidae
Source: the annotation of a GenBank genome assembly
AUGAAUUCAAAACGAACACAACAUCAAGAUGGAAGACAAAAUCGUUCAAUGCGUGAUGGAAAAAUGGAUUAUCGUUUUUUAAUUCCAUCUCGUGAUGCUGGAGCAAUUAUUGGUAAAGGUGGAAAAAUUAUUCAAGAUCUUCGUUUAAAACAUCAAUGUCAAAUACAAAUGGCUGAUUGUGAAGUACCUGAACGUGUUUUAAUUAUUAAUGGUGAUCAAAAUGAUGUACUUAAUUGUAUAUCAAGUAUACUUUUAUGUAUUUCGGAAAAUCAUCAACGUUCAAAUAAACCUGAUCAAAAUGAAAUACGUGCUCUUAUUCAUCAAUCACAAGCAGGAGCAUUGAUUGGCAAAGGAGCAUCAAGAAUCAAAGAAUUUCGAGAGAAACAUAAUAUUGAUGUUAAAGUCUAUCCUCAAUGUUGUCCUGGAGGAUCAACAGAACGAUGUAUUUCAAUGCGUGGCAAUAAAGAUGAUGUUUUAAGAUGUUUAACUGAAGUUUAUAGUGUACUUGAAAAUGUUCCACCGCGUGGUUCAUAUCGUUAUUAUGAUCCAUCAACAUAUAAUGGUCAUAAUGUUACAGAUUAUGGUGGUUAUUCAGAUAGUUCAAUGGGUAAUAAUCAAUUUAAUUCAAGAGUAAAUAAUGCUGGUGGAUAUGCUAAUAAUUCUUAUGCUUCACCAUCACAAGGUUAUCCACCAUAUGAUGGAGCAUAUUUAGAUGAUGGCUAUAGUAGAAAUCGAAAUCGUACUAGUGGUUAUAAUACAUAUCAACAAACUGAACCAGUAACAACAACACAAGUAACUAUUCCAACGGAAAUGGCUGGUAUUGUUAUUGGUAGUAAAGGUUCGAAAAUAUCUCAAAUUCGUCAUGAAUCAGGCGCUUCAAUUAAAAUUGAUUCUGAACCAAUGAAUGGUACUAAUGAUCGAUUAAUAACAAUAACGGGUAAUCCAAAUCAAAUUCAACAAGCACAAUUUCUUCUUCAACAAACUAUUCGUCAAUCAGGUUUAUGGAACCAAUAA